AUGGUUAAGAGAUACAAGCAAAUCAUUGAUAUUGUUGCAGUACAGAUGGGGGAAAUGCGUGCUCUAAUGGAGAGACUGUUUGGAGAAUUGAAUGUCAAGCUGGACAAAUCUGAUGCUAGGUUGAAAAAAUUUGAUGAACAAAUUUUAGAGUUGAAAAAAUGCAUUGGAUCUUUUAUGGAUCAAGAGAAAGGCAAAAAAAUGAUCCAAGUUGCCAUUAAUCCUUCCUCCAACGGCCAUGAAAACUCCUCGAUGCUUCAGGAGAAGCAAGUUAAACGGCACAGAGAACCUAUACUCGCUACUUAUAGUCGCAAACGCAACAAAAAGAAGGAUGUUGUUUCAAUGACUAAAGAUGCUAGUGUUGAUGCUCCGAUUUUAGGUCUUGUUCCUACAAAGGAAAUUGAGAUAGACUUGAACAACAAUGCUAACGUUCCGAUUGUAGAUUUUGUUAAUAAAGAGAAAACUGAGAUAGACAUGGAGUUAUCAAUGGGCAGUGAAUUUUGUGUGACUGGGUAUCAUAGGGAGCUACCCUUGGCUGUGCUUAUGGGGGAAGAAGAGACUACACACAAUUUCAUCAAUGAAUCCUUAGCGGAUAAGUUAGGUUGUGAGACAGUUUCAAUCCAUCCUCAAACUGUUCGCUCAGAUUUGGGGGAAAUGGUGACCUCCAGACUAUGCAAUAACUUUCAUUUGUCAAUGGAAGGUAUUGUGUUUAAUUUAAAACUGUAUCUACUUCCAUUGUCAUCAAAAUAUGACAUUGUUUUAGGAGGGGAAUGGCUAGGGGCCCUUGAGAAAAUUACAAUUAGUUCUGAUGGUAUAGAGUUGUACUUACUAGAAGGAGGGAAGAAAUUCAUGCCUUUCAAAAAAUCAGUUAGAGGCCGACGACGCAGACGUUUUUAAAUGAGUUGUUGAUGUUGGUUCUUAACGACGGUAAAUAGGAUUUAUCAUUCUAUUAA
Solanum pennellii is the source of this 950-nucleotide messenger RNA. RefSeq lists its product as uncharacterized. Lineage: Eukaryota; Viridiplantae; Streptophyta; Magnoliopsida; Solanales; Solanaceae. The coding region runs from base 1 to 894 and encodes 297 amino acids. The transcript has 2 exons. The record is from RefSeq and is a predicted model, not a curated record.